Messenger RNA from Entelurus aequoreus (snake pipefish), 1133 nucleotides. RefSeq names its product cilia- and flagella-associated protein 45-like. The transcript has a single exon. The coding region runs from base 197 to 1126 and encodes 309 amino acids. Lineage: Eukaryota; Metazoa; Chordata; Actinopteri; Syngnathiformes; Syngnathidae. The record is from RefSeq and is a predicted model, not a curated record.
AAAGACUGUAUGAUGUCACAAAGAAGCCUUUAUGGUGUCGUCAUAUAAAGUACUUUGAUUCCUUUCAUCUGUUGCAUAUUUACCAACUUAUUCUCAUCACAUUGUGAUAGUAUCAAAGACACACAGAGUGGGAUUUACUUGCGAAGAUGGUUGAACACAUUCAUCACUUUUUGACCUAUGCCGCUGCCAGGUCUGCAUGGGUAAUUUCCAGCUCCUCGUCAAGGAGAAUAAUCCGUUACUGGAUGGAGGUCUAUUUGGGAUGAGCAGCGAACAGAAAUAUUCCAGAUCAGACACCAAUGCCUCCGUUCCUUUGACCCGAAACAAGCCACAAAACCAACGUGUGAUUUGUAACCGAGGAUUCAUUUAUCAUGUCAGAGUUCCGCGUGAGGAUCCACAGGAAAAUCCGAUAAGUCUUACAGCUUCUGAGUAUGAGAGGCUUCUGGCAAGGGUCAGGGGUCCAAGUUUCUUGGAGAAGGAGAAGGAGGCUUUUAGAAAGGCUUCUCAGAAAAGGAAAGAUGAUACUAAGGCUGCGGAAGAAAGGAGGCGUCAGAUCAUUGAGAAGGACCUUUACGCUUUUAAGGUGGAGACACAGACUGACGUGCAGUCCAAAAGGCAAGGUUUUGAGCGGUAUCGACACAUGCGCUGCAAAGCUCAAAUGGAGAAGGACAAUCAGAUCCUAAGAAUGGACAUCCGUAUUCAGAAGUGUAAGAUCCAAGCCGAGCUUGACACCCAGCUUCAAUGGAAAAAACAAUGCGAGGCUGUCGAGUACGCCAAAGAGAAGGCUGAGUUUGAGCGGGAGCUUAAUCAUCACCAGGAGAUGCUCAUCAGGCACGAGGAGAAGGAGAUAAAGCGCCAGGUGGAGGCACGCCACCAUCUGGAUGUUCUAUCGGGGCAGAUAAGGGAACGGGAGCAAAUUGCGAGCGCCAACCGUCGGGAGAGGAUCGCAAUAGCUCAGAGCCUUAACGAGGACGAUCGGAUGAAAAUAAAAUGCCUUGAUGAGCUCAAGGAGGAGAGACUGACUGAGCUCAAAGCUAGCGGGAUCCCGGAAAAAUACUGCAAUUAUGUGAGGAGAAAGACCACACAAGAGGAAGCCAAGCGCUUGCAGUUUCAGUACCUCGCACAAUGAUCUCCCA